This is a messenger RNA of Iphiclides podalirius (scarce swallowtail), 291 nucleotides long. NCBI's taxonomy places the organism in Eukaryota, Metazoa, Arthropoda, Insecta, Lepidoptera, Papilionidae. The record is from the annotation of a GenBank genome assembly.
AUGCUGCAAAGAUCCGAGAGCCUGAGCCUCCACUCCAUUCAUGGGGCACACACGCGCCCACGUGUGCCUCACAAGCACACGGCCGCGGCGUCGGCGAUUUGUCGGCUUUCACUUUCGCUACGAGCCUACGCGGCCCGUGCUACGAGCGGCGCCAUCCAUUGGGCGCUACGACGGCUGACCUUCGCCUCUAUUGGGCGGCCGCUCUCGUGUGGACCUUACGGAUAUAAUGUGCCCGAGUUUCCGCCCGGAUGUCGGCCUAUGUGCUUAGGUAUUGUCGGCCACGUGAACGUU